GUGUCACAUUUUGUUGUUCAAUCGACCGGUUUUUAUUCGAUAUAUUAAACUGAGCCGGUUUAUCCUGGAUUCUGAUUGGCAGAAACUACAGAAACUCAUGAACCAUGUCAGGUGAAGAGUCACAAGGUAAACAAAGAAAGUCUGAAUCUCGUUCGCGUCUGUACAAGUCAACACCGAACCUUAUUGUUAAAAUAUCAACAUCAUCAUCAAUGUCAUCGUCUUCUUCACUGUCAAUAGUACGUUCUAAUUUACCAAUGAUGCCUCCGAAUCAAGAAAUUUGUGAUAAAAUUGCUGAUAAUUCACAAAGAGAAGAAGAAUUGAGAAGUCCAUUACGUCGUGGUAGUUCAUUGAAUUUCAAACGUUUACGACAAGAACAAGAUGCUGAAGGGAAUCGCCUCCGUGUACCCGAUAGUACAAAUAAUGGAUUAAUUAGAAACAAUAAUGAAACUUAUCAAGAAUCAAGCAGUAUACGUCCUGCCCGAUAUUCAGCACCUGCGCCGGAACAGCUUGCUAUCAGUCUUCUUCAGCUUGGAUGUCCUCUUGUUUCCAUGCCCAGACCUCGUGGUGGAGUUGGGUCAGCACAUAGCAGUGAUAGCGAUGAUUCUAUUAGCUCCCACAACAACCAACGCAACCAACGACAUAAUCCAUCUGGAAACACGUCUCCGGAAGGCUAUGGGCUUCCAAAGGUUCAAAUAUCCGGACCUCCAGAUUCCUGUGAAUCCUCACAUACUAAUGGGUCUGCUGGAUCCAUAGGUGCGCGUUCAGCGCCUAGCACCCCUCUUCAAGCAAAUGUAGGAUCUGGACCGGGACAACAAACUCCAUCAGACAAACAGCAUUCGAUUAGCGGAUUGCAAUUGACUGUUGGAUCAGCAACGACUCAUUUACCUCCUAAAAGUCCAAGUCACGUUAGUUUACAAAAAUGCAACGACAGCCAAUUAUCAAAGCCCCUCAGCAGAAGUACACCAUCAAUGACAGUUGGCAGUGGUUCACAGACACCAUCGACUGUCAGCAGAUCAUCCACAAGAUCAUCACCCACAUCAACCAGUAGCGCAAGACAAAAAAAAUUUCAUAGGCACUUUACACAAUCUUCAAAAUUUCACGAUCAGGUUGGACCAGAUGAGCGAGUAAUAAACUACUACAGCUGUGCAUUGGUCGCAGAUAUUCUUCUACAAGGACAUCUUUAUAUCACAUCAAAUUAUUUUGCUUUCCAUAGCAACGUAUUUGGUUAUGUUACAAAACUUCUCAUACCCACUACCUCGGUGCUCAAAAUAAGCAAGGAAAAGACUGCUCGCAUAAUUCCAAAUGCAAUAGCUAUUGUAACUGAAGAUGAAAGACAUGUUUUUUGCUCUCUGUUAUCACGUGAUUCAACGUUUAAACUGAUGAAACAGGUUUGGGAUGCGGCGUUGGAAGGUAGACAACCAGUUGACGAUUUACCUUUGCCUGUUGAUGUUAAAUUAUUAACUCCGGAUUCAUUGCUGGUUGAUGAUUCCGAAAUUAAUGUUGAAGAAGAUGAUUCCAGUAUGUCUGAAAGCGGUACUGACUUAACGUCUAGACCACCAACUGUUUGUACUGAUACUGAUGGUAUGUCUCCUAUUAUUCCACGACCAAUUUUAACGCCACCAAGAUUGGAACUCACAACGCCCAAAAGCGUAUCAACAGCAAAAGUCGGAAUUAUAAGAUCUCUACUAAACUAUCAAUUAAGAUCACGUACCGUUAUCACUAUUUUAGUAGCACUUUUGGCAGUUCUCUACGUAUCAGCAGCUUUAAUGAUGGUUAGAAUUGAUAAAUUGCAUACAGCAUACCUCAAUCAUCCGCUUGCAUCUCCAGAAAGAUUUACGCAAGAUCGAUUAUUACAUUAUCUCAAUACUAAUCUCGAUCAAAUUAUUAAGGUUCGGCAAAGCUUGCAGACACUUUCCCAACAGUUUGUCACAAUGAAUCAAGACAAUGGCAGUCAUGAUACUGUACAUGGGAGUGAAAAAAUAGAACCAGAAGAUGCGCCAAGUUAGCCUCUUAAGUGGAGACUUGAUAUCAUCAUAAAUCAACCAAAUAUUAAGAGUUCUCUUUACCUCGUUAGCGUAUGAAACGCCCCGAAAAAAAAAAAAAAAAAAUGAAUAAUUACGUGAAACAUUAUAUUCGUUAUCAUACGAAUUUCGACAAAAUGACGUGUUAAUUGAAUUCAUUUGAAUUAAAUUACAUUUAUUUAAAUCAAAAGAAAAAAUUAAUCAAGUGAAGACUACACGUUGUUUUGGCCGCUACCUUUUUUUAGCUAUCUGUUAUAUUUAGAAUUUAAAUCUAAUUUAUAGAUUUAAGAGGCUAAAGGGGAAAAACUUUAGGGAAAACGGAAAUGGUAUAUGAAAGAAAUUUAGAUACCUAGCUAGACGUUGAGUCGCAUUAGGUUGCUUGCAGUAUCAAAGAAAUAAAAUACAAUGAAGGGUUUAAUUUUGAUCGAUUAAUUAGUUAGUUAUAUAAAAGUCAAUUGAUUAAUUCAAUAGAGUUUAUAACACAAUAAUAUUAUAGACAAAUAACAACAUAUGUUAAACAAUGACAUUAUAUUAAUUGGAGAGCUCAUAAAUUCCUUUUUUCCAACUAGUCAAGUGUACCUACAGGAUAUGAAACUCAAUAAAAUAAUGUUAAUAAGACUAUAUAAACAGUGAGAUAAUGCAAAAAUUUUAUAGUUAUUUACUUAUUUGAUACGAUUAAUAC
This is a messenger RNA of Cotesia glomerata, 2703 nucleotides long. RefSeq lists its product as uncharacterized. Bases 105 to 2006 code for a protein of 633 amino acids. The transcript has 8 exons. Gene Ontology annotation, cellular component: plasma membrane; endoplasmic reticulum-plasma membrane contact site; endoplasmic reticulum membrane. Gene Ontology annotation, molecular function: sterol transfer activity; sterol binding. The record is from RefSeq and is a predicted model, not a curated record. NCBI's taxonomy places the organism in Eukaryota, Metazoa, Arthropoda, Insecta, Hymenoptera, Braconidae. Gene Ontology annotation, biological process: intracellular sterol transport.